AUGCUCAAACAAAUUCGUCACAUUUCGGAAGGAAACUUCUAUGGCCUACACGUUACCAACAAGGCCCGAAAGCUCAGCUUGGAUAAAGAGAUACGAACCCUUGAGGCCUGUAAAGAUGUCCAAUCACAUGUUUACCGAAAAGAAGAGAGGGAGUUACUAAGUACACUGAAAAGAUUGCAGCAUACAAAGCAAGAUCACUUUGAAGAUAUUGGACAUCACGAAAACCAAGGGCGCUCUGCUUUUCAUCCCGAAAGGUGCCCAAGUUUUUAUGAAAAUCAACAUGCAAGUGACGGGCAACGGCAUUCACGGCAUUCACGGCAUUCACGAAAACCGACUGAAUAUCACGACAGAAAACUUCAGGAAAAAAUCAAAUCAGAAAUCAGUGACAAGAAGACUUCAGUGAAAGUGUGUGCAGGCCCUUCUGAUGCCUCUGUUAUCAUAUCACUUUCACCGAUGGCAAGUUCAACCAACACUCCAAAACAACUUACGACAAUAGCCUUACCUUCCGUACCAAAACCGACCAAAAGAGAUGGUGGCUCAGAAAUUCACAGGACACAGGCGUUUAUGUCCUGUGUUAUUUGCAACUUGCCACGAAAUGCUCAGGGGAGAGAAUACAAACAUACCUGCACAUGCCAUGAAGAUUCUUCUAAACAUCCUCACCACCAUCACAACCGCAGAGAAGAUUUACAGAAACGCAGAAAGGAUCACGAAGAUUCGCACUGUUUUGGAGGAGGGCGAAGGAGAAGCUUAGAGGUUGAGGAAAAUCCACCUCGCUUCGAGUGGACACAAGGGUUCACAAACACCAACAUCCAUCAAAAGAACCAAGGAAGAAGUAGAGCUUCCAGCAUCGAGGACGAUAAAAAAAGCCACUCACCAAGAGGUGUUGACGCUUACACAGCGCAUGCACCAGGUGUAGGCGCCCACAAAUGGGACUUUGGCGCUGAUCUGGGUAUAGCUGCUGCAAAUUAUCACAAACGUGAUAGGGGAAAACAAAGUGGAUUCCUGGCAUCAAGAAGUAGGAAGAAUAGCCUUGAAGAGGGAAGAAGCCGUAGGAACAGUUGUUCAGAUCGUCGAAGCAGAAGAAGCAGUUUUGGAGAACAAGACACAAUAAUAUGCAACAGAUCAAAACAGGAAGAACUACGUGAUCUCUAUCACAGAUUGGAUAGAAUAUUUCCAGUCCACGACAGAUAUGAGUACCAUGAUGAAGACAGUAAUUGGUACCAUAGGUACACACAUUUACCUGAAAAUCUUCCUCAUACUACCCAUUCACCUUUGUUUACGCCACACUCAGCCGCUGCUUCAAAUGAGGGAGCUACACACCAAAAUCCCGCCUUCAAUGGGCUGCUACAUCCAGACAAUAUCGUUAACCAUCAUCACUUUCUUCCUCAUGAAGCUAACAAGCAAGAGAAGCCUGCAAGGUCUAGUCAGCAUGCCCCCCAUCACGUCCACGGAUAUCGUGUCCAUGGGAUUGAUCGCAAUAGCAAUCGACAGGAAGUAAGUCGUCAGGUCAUAUCAGGCAUGAAAUUUGUUUGUUCUGCCCUUGCAAUAACUGAAUUAAACAGCUUUAACAAAAUUAGAUUUUUAACGGAAGAAGAAGUACUAUCAGCUAACCUCUCGCAAUACACUGAGAUGGUUAUAAAAUUGAAAAUUAAAUAACAUUACGAAGGUUCGCUAUAAAUAGAUUGGAGUCAAAUAACACAAGACUACUUGUCCAGUUUUCAAUUGAACUCGGUGAUAUAACGAGUGCACGGCCAAGCCUACCACUCAAAACCUGUGCCCUAAUGGUAAGUUAUUCCCUGGCGACCACUGUAAAGCUCACGACAUAAAGUCAUACUUUAACUGGCAUUUCAUUCUUCGCUAUUUUUUGCAGUACUGCGUAACCCAGGGUGCAACUUCUCAUAUUGCUGCUGCCUUUGAUCGCAACCAUGAUCAAGACAGUGGCAUUCAAUCAAUGCUGAUGAAAUUAAAGCAGCUUCUCAAUGUGUAUCAACAAAUGGACCAUAAAGCUCCAAGAUAUCCCUGGCCUAGUCCUCCUGAAAUCAAAUUCACAAACGAAGAAUUUAGAAAGCUGCGAAACUGCAGGUAUUUGCGGCUAACGAAAAGUAAUAUUGAGAGUUUGAAGCUAUUAGAGGAUAAACUGAAGGAACGUAAUGGGCAAAAACUUCAUAGACCUGUGGACUGA
This is a messenger RNA of Pocillopora meandrina, 2182 nucleotides long. NCBI's taxonomy places the organism in Eukaryota, Metazoa, Cnidaria, Anthozoa, Scleractinia, Pocilloporidae. The record is from the annotation of a GenBank genome assembly.